Lactuca sativa (garden lettuce) is the source of this 492-nucleotide messenger RNA. RefSeq lists its product as uncharacterized. NCBI's taxonomy places the organism in Eukaryota, Viridiplantae, Streptophyta, Magnoliopsida, Asterales, Asteraceae. The record is from RefSeq and is a predicted model, not a curated record.
AUGAUAAACCAUAAUAUUCUAAAAUACAAUGUUACUGCAUAUUGCAGAGCAAUGUCUGAACAGGUGAGUAGCCAUAUGCCUAAGGUGGGUGGAGGUCCUCAACCUGAUGAAGUAAAUACUCCAAAUACGAAAAAAGUAUUUCGUAUCUCUCAUGUGAUAAAUGAAGACAAAGUUAAUUAUGCCUCCACAAUGUUCACCGGAGAAGCAUUGGUCUGGUGGGAAGCAACAUUUGAAGCUCUUAAAGAAUAUGAUCAGAAGAAUUUGUCUUGGGGAAUGUUCAAAGCUCGCUUACUAGAAAAGUAUUGUCCUAUAGAUAUGAGAAGAAGAUUGGAGAAGGAGUUCCUUGAACUUAAGCAAGGAGGAAUGAUCGUGAAUGAAUACGAAACACAAUUCAAUCAAAAAGCACAGUUUGCUACAAAGUAUAUUCCAACUGGAGAUGAUAAAAUUCAGUUAUUCAUGGAAGGAUUACGAUAUGAAUCCACGAUUUCGUGA